GUUAAUGAAAUAGUCUCCGAUUACAACAUAGAUUUACUGUCCCUCACUGAGACGUGGCUGCAUCCUGAUGAAUAUGUCAGUCUAAAUGAAUCUACUCCCCCCAGUCAUAUCAAUUCACAGGUUCCUAGAGAAAUUGGGCGAGGAGGUGGAGUUGCGAGGAGGUGGAGUUGCUGCUAUUUUUAACUCCAGUCUAUCAAUUAAUCCUAAACCUAAACUCAGCUACAAAUCAUUUGAAUGUCUGGUUCUUAGUCUUCCACGCCAAUCCAGGAACCACCAACAGCCAAUCAUAUUUGCCGUAGUUUACCGUGCUCCCAGGGCUUAUACUGAAUUUUUAAAGGAAUUCCCUGAGUUUUUAUCAAACUUAGUCCUAAAGACCGAUAAAAUUAUUAUUGUUGGUGACUUUAAUAUUCAUGUUGAUAAUAAUAAAGAUUGCCUUAGCGUAGCAUUUAUUUCAAUACUAGACUCUAUUGGUUUCAGUCAGUGUGUGCACAAACCUACUCAUUGUGGUAACCACACACUUGACCUUGUAUUAUCGUACGGUGUCGGAAUUGAAAAUUUAACAGUACUUCCGCGCAAUCCAGUUCUAUCAGACCAUAAUUUAAUAACCUUUGAUUUUUCAAUAACUGAAUAUAUGCCACUAAUAAAAAAUUCAUUUUCUAGAUGUCUACCUGAUAGUGCUGUAGCUAAAUUUAAGGAAAUAAUCCCAAUUACAUUUAAACCCGUAUUAGCAGUAGAUAUAAACAACAAAUUCUUUAAAACCCUGAGCUCCAUUGAGAUCGACCACCUCGUCGAUAGCUCUGCAGACUCAUUACGAUUAACAUUAGACUCAAUAGCGCCUCUAAAAAAGAAAAAUGUCAAACAUAGUAAAUUAGCUCCGUGGUAUAAUUCCCAGACAAAUGAGUUAAAACAAUUAUCAAGAAAACUAGAAAGGAAGUGGCGCUCCAGCAACCAUGUUGAAAACCUAAUAGACUGGAAGAAUAGUGUUAAAGAAUAUAAAAAGGCUCUCCACAAAGCAAGAGCCGCCUACUAUUCAAAACUAAUAGAAGAGAAUAAAAACAACCCCAGGUUUCUCUUCAGCACUGUAGCCAGACUGACAGAGAGUCACACCUCCACCGAACCCAGUAAGAUUAAGAUGCAUUUAUUCGUCCCAAACACAUGCACAGUCAUGCAAAGGCACACUCAUGCAGGUAGGGAAAUUUAAUCUCUGCUUUUGACCCAUCUUGUGCAGUACACACAGAGCAGUGAGCAGCCGCGUACAGGCGCUCGGGGAGCAGAUGUUGGGGGAGUAAGGUGCCUUGCUCAGGGGCACUAGACAGGGUAGGGAGACUCUUGGAUUUUUGGACAGAUCAAUCCAGGUUCGUCUUUUGUUGUCUCUCCGUGGAGUCGAACCAGAGACGAACCAGAGUCCUUCUCUGCCCAUAGUCCAAGUUUCUGCCACUAGACCACCGCCUCUCCUAGUAUUCCUCCAUCCCUAAAUAGCAAUAUCUUUAUGACCUUUUUUAAUGAUAAAAUUCAAACUAUUAGAAAUAAAAUCAACCAUCUCCUGCCCUCAAUUGGCACUAAUACCCUCCCAACA
Molecule: messenger RNA, 1576 nt
Organism: Pleuronectes platessa (European plaice)
Lineage: Eukaryota; Metazoa; Chordata; Actinopteri; Pleuronectiformes; Pleuronectidae
Exons: 1
Coding region: 86-1201 (371 amino acids)
Molecular function (GO): catalytic activity
Source: RefSeq, a predicted model, not a curated record